AUGCGUGCCAAGUAUAGGGGUGGUGAAGACCUUACCCCGAACGGCGCUGGUCGAAAAUGUUCUUUGUACUAUAUAGACUGCGUACGUUAA
Messenger RNA from Chondrus crispus (carragheen), 90 nucleotides. RefSeq lists its product as hypothetical. NCBI's taxonomy places the organism in Eukaryota, Rhodophyta, Florideophyceae, Gigartinales, Gigartinaceae. The record is from RefSeq and is a predicted model, not a curated record. Bases 1 to 90 code for a protein of 29 amino acids. The transcript has a single exon.